AUGGUCGACACGGAAGAACUUGCGAAAGGGUACACGCAUGUCAACAGCACCCAGUAUGACGCCGGACUCUUUCUUCUCAAGCGGCUAGGCAUCGCGCCAGGAAUGCACGUCCUGGAUGUUGGUUGUGGCACUGGCGAGCUCACAACUCACGUGGCUGGCCUUGUGGGGGAGGAUGGCAAAGUUGUUGGUGUUGAGCCGAGCAACGAGAGACUUGCCAUUGCGCGCGAAACAGCACCGCCAAAUCUUACAUAUCGGCAAGGAUUCGCCGAAGACCUGUCUUCAUUCCCUGCAUCGACUUUCGACAUUGUUUUCGUCAACUCGACUCUGCACUGGGUACAAGAUCAGCCAAAGGCGCUCAAGGAGUUUGCCCGUGUGCUGAAGCCCGGUGGCCGAGUGGGUAUUUCGGGAGGAUCUGGAGACUUUCUCACUCAUCAGGAGAGGAUAAAGGAGGACGUGCUUUCACGAGAACCCUACCGGCACUACCCUGAGGAAGCACCACCGAAAUUUCUCAAGCGACAAGAAAUCGAGAAUUUAGUUGACAAUGCCGGCUUUGCCAGGAAGGAUAUUGUUAUCAAUAAGAUCAUCAAGUCGACCAAGGAUGCAGAUGGUAUGAUCAAUUGGCUGGACACGAGCUCGUCGGGAAAGACAUAUGGUGGAAUACCUCUAGAUUUGCGCCCCAAGGCGAGAGAAGAGAUGAGACUGGAAUGGGACAAGCUGGCUACACAUGAUGGAAUUCAUAUGGACAUGGAGUUACUUGUGACUGUAGCCACAAAGUAG
Molecule: messenger RNA, 777 nt
Organism: Pestalotiopsis fici W106-1
Lineage: Eukaryota; Fungi; Ascomycota; Sordariomycetes; Amphisphaeriales; Sporocadaceae
Exons: 1
Coding region: 1-777 (258 amino acids)
Molecular function (GO): S-adenosylmethionine-dependent methyltransferase activity
Source: RefSeq, a predicted model, not a curated record